Raphanus sativus (radish) is the source of this 2224-nucleotide messenger RNA. Its product is annotated as heavy metal-associated isoprenylated plant protein 34. Gene Ontology annotation, molecular function: metal ion binding. Bases 506 to 1972 code for a protein of 488 amino acids. The record is from RefSeq and is a predicted model, not a curated record. NCBI's taxonomy places the organism in Eukaryota, Viridiplantae, Streptophyta, Magnoliopsida, Brassicales, Brassicaceae. The transcript is spliced from 3 exons.
AUAAGAUGAAUACAGCUAGGCACAGAGACGAAGCGAGGCUGUACUUAACACUGCCAAAGUGAAAGAAGCUACCUUUAAGCUUCUUCUUCUUCUUCUUCUUCUUAUUCCUUUCCUCAACUCUGUACCAGAAAAAAAAGAAGUAUGACACUUUUAUUUUUUAAAAAAUCAAACAAUAAUAAAAUGCAUUUAGAAAAUAUAUAACUGCAAAUGAAAAUGGAAGAUUAAACUUGUUACCUGUGCCACCGUCCUCUCUCUCUCUCUCACAGGCAAACGAAACCCUGAAACAGAGAGUUAAAAGUUAAAACAAAACACAAAUUUUGAGUGUGUUUCUAUCAGUGUCUCUAUCUCUGUCCUGAAACAAACAACCGCCUUUAUUACACUACAUCCCCCCCUUCUUAUAACCUAUCCACCUCCUCCACUCCUCUCUUCACAAAGGAGAUAAAGGAGAAAGAAGAGUUCAGACAGAAACUCUCUCUCUACUAUACCCACAAAUCUUAGAGAAAUUAUGAAUAAACAAGAUGUUAUGAAGCUUCAGACUUGUGUUCUGAAAGUGAAUGUACACUGUGAAGGCUGUAAGCAUAAAGUGAAAAAACAGUUGCAGAAAAUCGAAGGAGUGUACUCUGUAAAAGCAGAUGUAGAACAGGGGAAAGUCACUGUCACAGGAAACGUGGACCCAGCCAUUCUCGUUAAGAAGCUGAGCAAAUCAGGUAAACACGCCGAGAUCAUAGGCGGUGGUGACGGAGGAAAAGGUGGAAAAGAGAGCAACGGGAAAGCUAAUGGGGGUGGUGGAGGAGGAAAUGGUCAACCAAUGCAAUUGACUCCUCAGCAGAUUCAACAAUUGAUGAUGAUGAAGGCUGCUCAAGGUGGUGGAGGUGGCGGGAAGGAUAUGAAGAUGAUGAUGCCUCCUGUGGCAUCUAAGGAUCAGAAGAAGUCUGUUAAGUUUGAGGAAGAGGAGGAUGACGAUGAGUUUAGUGAUGAUGAUGAUUAUGAUGAUGAUGAUGAGUUUAGCGAAGAUGAUUAUGAUGACGAUGAGUUCGAUGAGGAUGAUGAAGAUGAUGGUGAUGAUGAUGAAUUGGGAGGACAUGGUCAUGGUGGAGGUGGAGGAGGAGGUAAUCAUCACAUCCCUCCUAACAAGAUGCCUCAAAUGGGUGGUGGAGCUAAGGGACCUAAUGAGAUUAUGAUGAUGAUGAAUGGUCUCAAAGCCGGUGGUGGUGGCGGUGGCGGAGGAGGUGGGUUUCAGAUUCCGGUGAAAAUGAAGGGAAUGAAUGAGGGUAAAAUGGGAAAAGAGGGCAAGAAAGAAAGGAAAGAGAGUGAAGGAGGUGAGGGUAAAAAGGGAAAAGCAGAUGCCAAAAGUGGUGGUGGCCUUCUAGGAUUUUUCAAAAAGGGUAAAAGUGAAAAGGGAGGUGAGAAGAAGGGAGGUGGUAAGAAAGAAGACGGUGGAGGUGAUAAGGUGAAGGCCUCCGCUGGCGGGGAAGGAGAUAAUGGGCCUAAAAAGGGAGGAGGUAAGUCGAAAGGAGGAGCCCAUGGGGCCCAUGAUAUCGAUGAGAUCAUGAAACAUGUCAAAGCAGGCGGAGGAGGUAACAAGGUGAAAGGGAUGAGUGGCCCAAUGGGUCAAGGAGGUCCCAUGGGUAUGAUGGCUCCAAUGGGACACCAAGGCGGUGGCGCAUUCCCGGCAGUUCAAGGCUUACCGAUGAGCGGAGGCGGAGGAUACUAUCCACCACCGCCUCAUGCAAUGAACCAACAACAGUAUAUGCAAAUGAUGAUGCAACAACAACAUCAACAACAACAGGCUGCUUUUCACGGAGGAUAUGGUGGUGGUGGUCACGGUGCAGACAUGUACCAUCCGAUGAUGUAUGCUCGGCCUUAUCCGGCAGUGAAUUAUGCUCAUCCACCUCCAAUGCCGCCUCCACACUCGGGUCUUUAUACUGAUGUGUUCAGCGAUGAGAAUCCAGCUGGUUGUAGUAUCAUGUGAUCUUUUGAUAAUUGGUAAUUAUAAAACGAAUAUGAAUAUGAAUAUGAAUAUGUUUGUCUAAGAAGUCUUAUGUUUUUUUUGGGGGCUGUCUUUUUCUUUUGUAAUCUCAAUCAGGAAUGGCAACAACAUGUGCUUUAAUUUGGUUAGUGGGAAUAAUGUUUAUAGUAUCUCUAUUCCUGAAAAGAUAUAGUUGCAAAAUAAGAUGUUCGUUCAGUUUCGAAAUGUAUAAUGUUUAAUAUAGUUAUUAAUGUU